This is a messenger RNA of Parastagonospora nodorum SN15, 939 nucleotides long. RefSeq lists its product as hypothetical. The record is from RefSeq and is a predicted model, not a curated record. The transcript is spliced from 3 exons. The coding region runs from base 1 to 939 and encodes 312 amino acids. Gene Ontology annotation, cellular component: mitochondrion; cytoplasm. Lineage: Eukaryota; Fungi; Ascomycota; Dothideomycetes; Pleosporales; Phaeosphaeriaceae. Gene Ontology annotation, molecular function: acetyltransferase activity; lipoic acid binding.
AUGGCCAAGGUUGGAAAGCCUCUUGUAGACAUCGACAUCCAAAGCGAGAUCUCCGCAGCCGACGAAGCACUCCUCAACGGCGCAUCGGAGAAGGAAGCGAAGCAGGACGCUGCUCAGCAAACAAGCCCACAAGAGCAGGCGAAGAUGUACAACGGCAUGCUGACAGCAGCGAAGCAGACAGUUGGCGCGACAUUAUCGGCUGCAACACCUGUUCCUCAACCACUCAUGGAAGACCGCGUCCAGCCUUUGACACCAAACCAGUCCGGCAUGUUCAAGCAGAUGACAAAGUCCCUCUCAAUACCACACUUCCUCUACACAGACUCUGUAGACUUCAGCAAUCUCACCUCCAUGCGGAAGAAGUAUAAUGCUGGUCGCGAGAAGACCGACCGGAUAACACCACUGCCAGUCAUCAUCAAGGCUAUCUCCCUCACCUUCCAACAAUUCCCGCUACUCAAUUCGCAUCUGGACACCACCUCCAACCCCAACAAACCCCAGAUCGUGCUCAAAGGAAGCCACAACAUUGGUGUUGCAGUGGAUUCCCCCUCUGGCCUUCUUGUCCCUGUCAUCAAAAACGUCCAGAACCAUAGCAUCGCCUCACUGGCUCAGGAAAUCACACGCCUGGCUAACUUGGCACGCAAUGGCAAACUUUCCUCUGCCGACCUGACAGGCGCGACCUUCACAGUCAGUAAUAUCGGCAGCAUAGGCGGUACAGCCGUGGCGCCAGUCAUUGUGGGACCUCAAGUUGGUAUUGUAGGUAUUGGCAAAGCUAGGCUUGUGCCUGCAUUUGACGAGAAUGGCGAGCUGGUAAAGAAAGAGGAGUGUGUGUUUAGCUGGAGUGCGGAUCAUAGAGUUGUUGAUGGAGCGUACGUCGCGAGAGCGGCCGAGGAGGUUAGGAAAUGUGUUGAGGGUGUGGAGGGCAUGUUGAUGAGGAUGAAGUGA